This is a messenger RNA of Suillus discolor, 1277 nucleotides long. RefSeq names its product Alpha/Beta hydrolase protein. Gene Ontology annotation, biological process: proteolysis. Gene Ontology annotation, molecular function: peptidase activity. Bases 94 to 1017 code for a protein of 307 amino acids. NCBI's taxonomy places the organism in Eukaryota, Fungi, Basidiomycota, Agaricomycetes, Boletales, Suillaceae. The record is from RefSeq and is a predicted model, not a curated record. The transcript is spliced from 2 exons.
GUCAUAAGAUAAACGUCAACGCGCACUGGGCAUUAUCACCCACCUGACGAAACCCACCCACCAUCGCUUGUAACCCCAAAACCACAGAAAUCCAUGUCAUCACUCAAAGUAAGGGAAGGCGAAGCCGAUUUUAACGUUCCUGGUGCAGGCAAGCCUUGCAAAACUUGGUACAAGGUGUAUGGUACUCUUCCCCACCCACAUAACACACCACUUGUAGUACUUCACGGCGGUCCUGGUUCAACCCACGAAUACCUCGACAUCCUCUCCGAGCUCACACGUCUCUUCGACGUACCCGUUAUACUUUAUGAUCAACUCGGCAAUGGACGCUCCACACAUCUCCCAGAGAAGAACGGAGACGUGGACUUCUGGACUGUGCAGCUCUUCGUUGACGAGAUGCACAACCUCCUGAACCACUUAAACAUCCAUGACAACUAUAACGUACUUGGGCAGAGCUGGGGAGGGAUGCUGGCAUCAGAGUUUGCAACGCGCCAACCGAAAGGCCUCGGGAAGCUGGUGAUCGCUGAUUCGCCAGCGAGUAUGGCGCUGUGGGUUAAGGCCGCAAAUGAGUUGAGGAAGGAGUUGCCGCAGGAUGUCCAGGAUGCGUUGAAUAAGCACGAGGCGGCGGAUACAACAACAGAUCCGGAGUAUAUUGCCGCAACGAACGAAUUUUACAAGCGGCAUUUGUGUAGGCUCGACCCAAUGCCUCAGUCCCUGGUGGACGGGCUUGCAUGGAUGGAAAAGGAUCCAACUGUGUACUCGACCAUGAAUGGACCGAAUGAAUUUUACAUCACUGGCUCUCUAAGGACGUGGAACGUGAUUGACCGGCUGCACAAUAUUCAGGCGACGACAUUGCUCAUCAAUGGGAGGUACGAUGAAGCACAGGAUAUAGUUGUAGAGCCCUUCUUUCAGCAUAUUCCGAAGGUCCGAUGGAUACAAUUUGCGGACUCAGCGCAUGUCCCGCAGCUGGAAGAGACGGAAAGGUUUAUGCAGGUGGUGUGGGCCUUCUUGCGUGGUUGAAGCGGCUGGAAGUAUAGAAGCAGCGUAAAAGAAAUGAUGAUGGGAUGCACAGCGUAUGGUACAAGUCGAUCAUGAGUGCAAACUGUAAUAUUAUCCAAACUGCAAAUCGAUUGCAUCAGUUCAGUGUUUGAUCUGUCGAGCGCUCACCUUGCCCGCGGAUCUCGACUCGAUGAACGUAUUUUUUCGCAUGACACGUGUAUCUAGAGGCUGGUACAGAGUCUGCAGAGUCCAGACCAUAUCAUAUAUAUAAACGAGUCUUG